Molecule: messenger RNA, 7119 nt
Organism: Megalobrama amblycephala (Wuchang bream)
Lineage: Eukaryota; Metazoa; Chordata; Actinopteri; Cypriniformes; Xenocyprididae
Gene: tmem63c
Product: transmembrane protein 63C
Exons: 23
Coding region: 235-2778 (847 amino acids)
Cellular component (GO): plasma membrane
Molecular function (GO): calcium-activated cation channel activity
Source: RefSeq, a predicted model, not a curated record
AGCUCACAUCUGUGAUACGCAGUCAAAAACUUUAUAGUUCGCAUGACCCCUUAGUUUUCGUGUUUGUUGAUGGAGGGUCACUUCACACACGGUCCCUAAGCCGUUGGGCGCUCCCCGUGUGUGCUGGUGCUGAUGCAGACAGACAGAAGCAUCUAACCGGACAUUAACCACAGGAGGUGUUUUAAAGUGAUGCUUUGACAGUUUGAAGGGCUUCUUGAGACCUGCGCCACUGCCAUGGCGGUGCGCUCUGACCUGUUGGGUACGGCUCAGCCGGCGUUUGAGUCCUGGCCUGCAGGUGGUGGCAGUCCUAUGGAAGAGCUGGACGUCAGGAGUUUCCUGGGCUCACUGAUGGAGGAGAACAGCACAGCAGAGAGAUGUUAUCGCUCUCACUCCCGCAGCAGCGUCCUGCAGGGCCUACCCUUUGGAGGAGUCCCCACUGUCCUCGCCAUCAACGUCGUUCUGUGGCUGUUCCUGCUUCUAGUCUUCUCCUGUUUGAGGAAGGCAGCUUGGGACUACGGCCGCCUGGCUCUUCUUAUGGAAAAUGACAGCUUGACAUCACUAUUCUAUGGAGAACAAAGCGAGAAGGAGAAAACCCCAUCAGAAUCCAGUCCAUCAGACUCAGAGACCAAGGACACGGGCUUCUGUUCCUGGCUCAGAUCUUUGUACCACAUGAAGGAUGAGGAGAUCCGCAGUAAAUGUGGCAUUGAUGCAGUCACAUACCUGUCUUUCCAGCGCCACAUCAUCCUGCUCAUGAUGGUGGUGUGUUUGCUGUCGCUCACCAUCAUCUUGCCCGUCAACCUCUCCGGGAACCUACUCGGAGAUAAUCCACAGAAUUUCGGCCGAACAACAGUGGUUAAUGUCCCUGCACAGAACACAUUUCUGUGGUUGCACAGUAUCUUUGCUCUGCUGUAUUUUAUGAUCACCGUACUGAGCAUGGCCCAUCACUCCUCACAACUGGAAUACAGAGAGGAUGAGAAGGUGGCCAGAACUCUAAUGAUAACGUCAAUUCCCAGAGAAAUCUCUGAUCCCGGCCUGAUCACCAAACACCUGCAUGAAGCCUACCCCAGCUGCACUGUCACAGACAUCCGGUUCUGCUUUGACGUACAAAACCUAAUGAAGCUGGACUCGGAAAGGCGAAAAGCAAUGAAAGGAAGGCUGUACUUCACAACCAAAGCUCAGAAGGAAGGCAGGAUCAUGAUAAAGACUCACCCCUGUGCACAGAUCUUCUGCUGUGAUAUAUGUGGCUUUGAACAGGUGGAUGCAGAGCAGUACUACAGUGAGCUGGAGGAGAAACUGACAGAUGAGUUUAAUGCAGAGAAGAAUCGUAUCGCUAUGAAGAGGCUGGGCAUUGCCUUUGUUACCUUCAGAGAUGAGAGGAUGACUGCAGUCAUUGUGAAAGACUACGGCCGAGCCCGCUGCCGACACAGACCCCAGCAGUCCAGCAUCACCACAGUGGUGCGCUCCCAUCAGUGGGGCAUUUCUUAUGCCCCUGCCCCCAAUGACAUCAUCUGGGAAAAUCUGUCAGUGUGCGGUUCUCGCUGGUGGCUCCGCUGCGUCCUGCUCAACAUUAUGCUCUUCCUCUUGCUCUUCUUUCUCACAACCCCUGCUAUCAUCGUAAACACUAUGGACAAGUUCAACGUCACUCGGCCAGUUGAAAGCUUAAGGAACCCAGUAAUUACCCAGUUCUUCCCCACCCUGCUCCUCUGGGCCUUUUCCAUUCUCCUGCCCUUCAUUGUGUACUAUUCAUCUUUCUUUGAGUACCACUGGACCAGGUCCGGUGAGAAUCAGGUCACUAUGCACAAAUGCUUUUUACUGCUUGUCUUCAUGGUAAUCAUUCUACCGUCACUUGGUCUAUCCAGUUUGGAUUUGUUCUUCAGGUGGCUUUUUGACAUCCACUUCCUGGAUGAAACAGAUAUAAAGUUUCAGUGUGUGUUUUUGCCUGAUAAUGGAGCUUUUUUUGUGAACUACGUGAUCACGUCGAGUCUGAUCGGAACAGCCAUGGAGCUUCUGCGUAUUCCUGCUCUACUGGUGUACUCUCUUCGCCUUUGCUUCGCCAAAUCUAAAGCUGAGCGCAUCCAUGUUAAAAGAAGUCAGGCCUACGAGUUUCAGUUCGGUCUUGAGUAUGCCUGGACCAUGUGCAUAUUUUCAGUCAGUAUGACCUACAGCAUCACCUGCCCCAUCAUUGUACCUUUUGGGUUGCUUUACCUUGUGCUGAAGCACAUGGUAGAUCGGUAUAAUAUCUACUACGCCUAUAUACCUACAAAGCUCAGCCAGCGGAUCCAUUCGGCCGCCAUCAGUCAAGUGGUGUUGGCGCCCAUUCUCUGCAUGUUCUGGUUGCUGUUCUUCUCUGUGCUCAGACUGGGUCCAGUGCAGCCCAUCACUCUGUUCACCUUCAUAACUCUCCUGUGCUGUAUUGUCUUCUCCUGCUUUGGCUUUUGUCUGAAAAAACUACAACCUGACAGAUCAACAAGCUAUCAGAUGUCCGAUCAGACGACAGAAGGAGGCUUCAGUGAUGCAGAGCGAAGCACUGUUUCUACCACAACCACAGCUAAUCUUUUUAUAGCCUCCGUCCUGCUGGAGCCAGAGCUGGGACUGACUCCCAUGCCCUCUCCGGCCCACCAGAGCUAUGGCACCAUGGGGAACAGCCAGAGUUCAGCGCGUGACGCUGAAGGAGUGGAGGAGAAGGAUCUGGAGGAAACUUUGGAGACUGAACUCAAGGAUGAGCCAGAUCCCAGUUGCCCGAGCCCUCUCAUGGACAGUCCUGUGGGUUUCCAGUGACCAACUUGCCCAUCAUCCCCUCUCCCUAACUAACGCUCAAGCCCCAUGCCUCAUCUUAGCUAGUGGCUGAUAAAGAGGCACUAUGCUGCAAAUUUUUUCCUCUAGAACCUCCAUUUACGAGUAAAAGACAACAAAUUGCAUCCAUCCAAGCAAACCGCUUCAAAAGCUUGUUGGGAAUUCACUGACAUGGCGGUUUUAGUUCUGAGGACUUUGAUGAGCUUUCAAAGAAAUAUCUGAAGUGGAUAAAAGCAAAGAUCUGUCAAAGAAAGAGACCAGUCCACUUCUCUUGCUUGGACUAUGCUUUCUACUAUCUUCUAUAUUUUUCUUUUCUCUCUAAUGAUGUUAAUGGGUAUCUGACGGUUUGGUUGACUGAAGCUUGGAACAUUGUAUUUUGACAGAUUUUUUGAUGUACUUUUUUAUGCAUAGCCACAUCAUACAGCUCCAAAGAGUUGAGGCAAAGCUCCAGACAUGCAAGUCUGAUUUGCUUAAUACUCCCUUUGCUGUUGUCGCAGUUUGUGCUUAUUAUUGUUAUUUUUAUUCGGUACUUGUAUUUUAGCAAUGGUACGUAAUUGUGCAACAUUAUGCUGAGAGGCUGUUUUCAUGUGUUUACUAUUAGUAGAUUAUUAUUACUGUUAUUAACACCCUCAACCUUUUUUGCAGUCAAUCGCUCCCUGUUAUUGUUUAUUUUUCAGUGACAAUAGCAGUUGUGUUGUACAUACACAGCAGUGCAGUCAAUUGGCACUACAGUAGAUUUCAAAGUCAAUGAUGCACUCAUUACAUAAUUUAUUUAUCUUUUUCCUCUGAAGUUCAGUCAGUCAUUUGGUCUAUGGAGGACAUUCAAAAGUGAAGCUUUUCACUGACUAAUAUACAGUCUAAAUCCACUUAAUAAACUGAAAAAAUGUGCAAAAACAAUCAGAUUGUAGAAAAAACAAAAAAAAAGAAAAGCUGUUAAAGGAAUUAUUGAAAAGACUUAGGCCCUGUUUACACUAGUGCAUUUUCAUUUUAAAAUGCAUAUGUUUUGCGAUGAUGGCGGCUACCCAUGUUCGCUCUGCAUGUCCUUGACGAUCGUGUUAACAAUAACAUGGAGACUGAACUGCAAUCUUUUCUAGCUUUGUUGUUAUUUUUAGCUGUCUUUUUGCAAUUUUUUUAAUACUGCAGCUACCUACAUGCACAAGAGGCACUAUUUACACUUGUAUGCGCAUGCCCAGUGUUCAUGAACGGUCAUGUGACAUGCUUUUUCGUUCAUGUAGUAUAGACGGAGAUCGUUUCUGAAACGCUGUGGAAACGCCAGUCUAGACGACAAUCGUUUUCAUUUUGAAACGGCAUUUUAAAAUGAAAACGCACUAGUGUGGGGCCUUAAGCUCUCUUAUCAGCAUAAUUUUAACUCCCAAUUUCUACAAUGCACUAUUAAUGAAAGUCUAUAGAGCAUUACAGAGGGUUUAAGCUCUGUGAAGCUCUGUAAAAAUCGCUGAUAUUAGAGCUCCAGACAAAAUAAAAUGAUGAAAGAGCCACUGGCUCCUAAAAUAAAACAUUGUCUUUUUGUCUUUUUUGACUGACAACUUAUAGAAUCGCUAGAUCGUUCAGUCUUUGAGGUUAUAGCUUCAUACUUACCCUUUUAAUAUUGUCACUGAUGCAGUUAGGAAGAUGGUAUACAGACUAUAAUGAUUAAUUCCAAUUAAGCAUAUAUAAAAAUGACUCGCAGUUCACUGAUUGAGUCUGUUGUGAACUUGGUAGCGGCUUUGAACAAUUUCCUGACUGAGUCUGACUCGAACCGUAAAAUUGCAAGCUAGUUCGUGGCUUUCUCAUGAUUAUUCUAACCAAAAUAACCGGUUCACAAGAGUCGAUCAGACGCCACGCUCUGUGUUGUGUCACGUGUAACAUUGGCGUGCGUUCCAACGAAGCCGCAUUUGAGCAGGAAAAAGCAUCAACGACUUUAUUUUAAAUUAUCGUUGCGCAUUUUAUUCACAGUCUGGAGCUUUGUAUAUUGGGUUAUUUGAGCUGUAACUUUGUUUACAUGGUCAAUACAUUUGAAUAUUUUUAGGCCUAUCUAAAAUUGCUCAAACAAUGUACUUAAGCUAUUUUGUCACAGUAGUUUCAUGAUAACAUAUAUUUUCAUUUUGUGGCUAUACAUUCGAAACUGUAUUUCAACAUUUAUUCUGGUGCAUUGCUUACCACAGUCUUUUAUUGUAAGUGCAUUGCUGUAAACAAAUUUUUGGUUGUUUUUAAAAGCUGAUGGAUAAGUUAAAGUUAUAAUUAUCGAUGGAGCUUAACUUGUAUUAAAAUCAGAACAUUCUUUUAACGAUCAUCAAAUCCAUUAAAUAUUUUCAGGGUAAAAUCAUUUAAAGGAAGUGUAAUGACACAAACUGAAAAUGGUAUAUUGGAUGAUCCUGAUACAUAAAUCUCCAACUGCAUGUUGUUCUACUCUGUCACAUGCUCAAACCAGCCUGCAGCUCUCUUUAGAUCCGUCAAGUGUUGCUCUGGCUUCUGUAACACUUUAAUUUUCUUAGUAAAUUUUGUAUUCUUGGUCUUUGCUGCUAGUGGUUCUAGGACUGGAAGGGAAGGGGUGGGUGGAGGGUUUUCUUGCCAAGCUAAAUGUAAAUGAGUUGUGAUUUGUACCGUGCUCUCUUGCUGUGCCUUGAAGAAACAGAUCUUACGAAGAAAAUAGAAAAAACAAUGUUAUGUCUGACAAUCCAGCAUGACCUGCAAUAUGCUGCAUGGACCACAGAGCAAGAUAAGACAAAGAAGCUAAAUUCUAAAGCGCGUUCCACCAACGAAUCAAUCGUGAGAGAUUCCUAACAUGUUUAAAACCGACUUAGCCAUGAAACAUACUCUUUGCAAGUAUGCAAAUGAUUCUUGCUAAGUAAGUUGAUUUAGAUUUCUGAAAUGUGUCAGACCACUACUGAUAACAACGCUAAAAUCCAUUGCAUUCUUAGCGUUCGAAAUACCUCUAUAAUGGACAGAUAUUGUAAAACAUUUUUUGUUGCAAAAAUGUUGCCUUCAUGCCCAUUACUUUGAGCAGCAGUUUGAAGAGAAUCUUAUUGAGCAAGUUAAAUUUAGUAAACGGUUUACAUGCUCUUUGCUAGCACGCUAAGCAUAUUCAAUGCGCUGACCAAAUAUUUGCAUCUGCGUACUUGUGUAAAAGUGUGUUUCUGGCCAUACUGUUUAUCAGUAACUCAAUACAAUUGCAUCCCAGUCGCAUCUAAUUCAUACCAAUUUUCAUUGGUAUCGUCAAUCACAGUAUCUAUAAAUACAGGUAAUAUGCAAACACUCUUACAUCAAUGUCUUCAAUACCUAGGUACCUGACAAACUCUUGUGAGAUACUUUUUUAAUUUUCCUUUUGUUCUGUUUGUAUUCGCAAGCUGUUGACGUAUACUACUGUGUUUUCGUUCUUCAGUGUUGGGGGCCGUUUACACGACAUUUACAUGACAACACCGGUUUGGGAGCUUGAAAACGCUUUGAAAAUGGGUUUCAAAGUGCAAGUUUUUGAAAAUGAUACCGUUGUCGUCUCCGUGUAAACUACAAAAACGUGAAUUUGUGAAAAUGGUGACAUCAUGCGCAUGUGUAUUGCGUGUUCAGUCUAUAGGCGCGUAGUGUUUCUUUACAAAGUGACAUCGCCAACUACUGGCCUGGCAGCAUAAUGCAGCGUUUUUAGUAGUUUUCGCAGAUCCGUGUGAACAGGGAUCGUUUUAACAAUGUCAUCACCUGUACGCAAAAAAAAAAAAGGAAAAACGUUCAGGUUUUAGUACAUUGUUGUCGUGUAAACGUACCCUCAGUUUACGGAAUGUGGCUUGAGGUGCCAUUGUCAUGUGACAGGGCACUUAUGACAAAGUAAAUUGCUGCAUCAUGUUACAUUGAAGCAGCACAUCUCUUAAAAAUAUAAAACUAAAUUUGCCAAAAAAUAAUGCUGUCAAGUUGUGUCUUUAUUUCAUUUUUUUUUUUUUUUUUUGUACAUGUAUUUUAAACAAUUCCUAACCCUAAAGGCCCUGAUAUACUUCAGGCAAAAUUUGAAGAACGAACUGGUGAGAUGGCAUUUCAAGCAAAAUCAUGCCAAAACAAAGUUUUUUGGGAAGUUUGAAACAGCUUGCUGGUAAACACCUUCGAACUACCAGGUCCAUGGCAAUUACAUAAUAGGUUGGUGAGCUCUUCUUUAAUGAGGAAAUCUUCAAUUAUUUCUUCUGUUAAGUAUGUCGAAAUGAAACGCAUUGGAUUUAUAGUUGAUUUAUAGUUGAAAUUGAAGUUGCAAUUCUAAUUGAAAGGGACACUGGCAUUGUUUUUCAUGUUUAAUAUUGUAAAGCUGCUUGCUUUAAAGCGAUCUAUUGUAUAAAAUGCUAUAUAAAUAAA